GCCGCGUGCGCGCUCCCGUCCUCCUCAAGCUCCGUCCUCUUGCUCGCCGUCGCCGUCCACCCGCGCCGGCCGGCCGGGCCCGCGAUGUGGCAGCAGCCGCCGCCGCCGCCGCCCCCCCCGCCGCUGCUUUCGUCGCCCAUGGAGACCGAGCGGGCCCCGCCGGCUCGGGCCCCGCCGCCGCCUCAAGCGCUUCAGGCCGCGGGGGGAGACCAGGCGCCGCCGCCGCCGCCGCCGCUGCUGCCGCCGCCGAGCGGGGCCGCCACCGCCGCCGCCGCUUCCACCCCGGGCAGCGGCGAGCUGAGCCUGCCGGGCAUCCUGCACUUCAUCCAGCACGAGUGGGCGCGCUUCGAGGCCGAGAAGAGCCGCUGGGAGGCCGAGCGGGCCGAGCUGCAGGCCCAAGUGGCUUUCCUGCAGGGCGAGAGGAAGGGUCAGGAGAACCUGAAGGCCGACCUCGUGCGGAGAAUCAAGAUGCUGGAAUAUGCUUUGAAGCAAGAAAGGUCAAAAUACCACAAAUUGAAAUUCGGGACGGAAUUGAACCAGGGAGAAAAGAAACCAGAGGCCUCUGAACCAGUGUCCAACGGGCCAGCGGAGCCCCUUUCCCUGGAGAACAGCCCGUUCAUCUGGAAAGAAGGACGCCAACUCCUCCGUCAGUAUUUGGAAGAAGUGGGCUACACCGACACCAUCCUGGACAUGCGCUCCAAGCGCGUCCGCUCUCUGCUGGGCCGCUGCUCCAUGGAGCUGAACGGGGCUGCCGAAGCCAGCGGCUUGAGCCCCGGACCAGCCCUGGCGGCCACCAGCCUCAACGGAGGGGAAUCGCUUCUCGUCAAGCAGAUUGAGGAGCAGAUCAAAAGGAACGCAGGGAAGGAAGUGAAGGAGCGGGUCAGUAACCCCGUCAUGGAGAAGAUCCCCUUUCUGAGGGGCUGCGAGGAUGACGACAGUGACGAAGAGGAGGACCUGGAAGGCCUGUCCCUGGAGACGCAGCGGCAGCACAAGAAGCAGCGCGUAAAGCUGGCUAACAAGUCCCUGAUGCCCGAGGUGGAGGAUGAAGACGACGACGAAGAUUCGGAGGACGCCCUGAGCGAGUUUGACUACUUGGGCUCCGGGGAAAACGGGGAAGGGUCUGGGGACACGCGGCGCGCUGGAGACAGCAACGAACUGGGUAAGUCCUCGGCGGAGUUGGCCUCUUCUUCACCGGGGAACGGUGGCACCAGUGGGAGAAGAGAGUUCAAUCUCUGGGGAAGAAGCGGCCAUCAGGCGCCUCCAGCCACGGCUUUGAGGGCUGGAAAAGAAAACGGCCCCGCCCUAACCAUGUUUCCUCUCCCUUCCUCUCGCCCAGGAAAAGCCGUGCACUCUAUGGUGGCUCACCUGGAUGCGGUUACCUGCCUAGCCGUGGACCCCAAAGGAGUCUUCCUUAUGUCGGGAAGCCAUGACUGUUCGCUGCGGCUGUGGAACCUGGACAACAAGACCUGCACACAGGAGAUCACGGCUCACCGCAAGAAGCACGAGGAAGCCAUCCACGACGUGGCCUUCCACCCCAGCAAGGCCCUGAUUGCCAGCGCGGGAGCCGACGCCCUGGCCAAGGUCUUCAUAUGAAGAGGAGGCGGCCCUGCAGGAAUCCCGUCUCUUCCGCUUCCUCCUCUCUCCGGCCCGGGCGGUGGUGCUAACCCAGCGCGUCCCUCCCUCACCUGCCGGGACCCUCCCUGUCUCCCACCUGAACCGGGGACCGACGAUGCCUGCUGGACAGCGCGAGGGGCCA
Pseudonaja textilis is the source of this 1756-nucleotide messenger RNA. Lineage: Eukaryota; Metazoa; Chordata; Lepidosauria; Squamata; Elapidae. The record is from RefSeq and is a predicted model, not a curated record.